AUGAAUAAUAAACGGCAAUGGCUUUUUAUUGCUAUUAUAACAACUGUUAAUAAAAUAAUUCAUAUUGAAGCACAACCGUUUGUCGGAGCACGGUGCAAUCCUUACAAUACAGUAUCUGGAUCAAGAAAAUUACUUGAAAAGAAUCUAUCACCUUGCUAUUUAUCACCAAUGAAAAAUGUUCGAUCUCAUACAUUACUUUUGCGACAUCAAAUACGCUUAGUGCCAUCAUCAACAAUGCUUCAUUGGCGACAAAAAUCCUAUAUUGAAAAGCCAGCGGUGAAAAAGUUAUUCAAAUUUGAGUUUAUUGCCGAAAUGACAGCACAUACGACACGAUACAAUGAUCCAAACGAAGGCUAUGACAAAGUUUUAUUAUUAAUGCAACAGUAUUUUACUCAGAAGGACCCAAAACAUCGUCCUUACGAUGGUACAAUGAUACGGCCAUCAGUAAAUCCGAGAAUGCGUAACGAAAUGAGACGUAAUGUACGAAUUGCCGGACUUCUGUUCGAGAAUGAUAUUGCAUUAGUUUUAUCACAAAUGAAAAUGUUACAAAUGUUGAAGGAACAUCGUGGAAAACGAAAAAUAAUCUCUGAUCCAAGCUUUUAUUGGAGAAAUUCAUCCAUUGCAUUUCGUUUUGGUGAUAAUGAUAGAGAUUGGCAAGAUAACAUUCGUAAAGCGCUUCGUUAUUGGGAGCAAGAAACAUGCUUACAUUUUGAGGAAAAUAAACUUGCUAAUGAUUAUUUAUUUUUUAUUAUUGGAAGUGGAUGUUACUCGAGUGUUGGAAGAUUAGGCGGUAGCCAAACAAUUUCUAUUGGCUAUGGUUGUGAAACUCUUGGGAUUAUUUCACAUGAACUUGGCCAUGCAUUGGGAUUUUGGCAUGAACAAGAGAGACCGGAGCGUGAUAAUUAUGUUCAUAUCAAUCUACAAAAUGCACUUAGUGGAACUGAAGGAAAUUUUGAGAAGCGUAAUCCGUCACAGCUGAUCAAUUUGGGUGUUCCGUAUGAUCUCGGAUCCGUGAUGCAUUAUUCCACUAAUACAUUCGCAAAACGAUUUAUGGACUUGACGGUGGAUCCGAUAGAUACGAAAUAUCGUUCAACAGUUGGCAAUCGUGUAGCACCAUCAUUCACCGAUUUCAAACAAAUUAAUUUACUUUAUUGUUUUGAUAAAUGUCGGAAAACAAAUUUACGAUGUCGCAAUGGUGGUUAUCCGAAUCCGAACAAUUGUAAUACCUGCAAGUGUCCGGAAGGCCUUGGUGGUCGAGAGUGCACUGAUUUGCAGUAUUCUCCAUGUGGUUAUGAACAGUUGGCCAGUAACGAAUGGCAGACAUUAGAAUAUUCUGGCUCAUCCAACUGUUAUUGGAGAAUUUCCUCGCGAAAUGGUCGUAUUCGUUUUGAGCUUACAGAAGCACACUACAAGUGUGAUCCGGUAUGUGAGGAAUAUGUAGAAGUGAAGCAUAAAUUUGACUUUCAAGUUUCCGGAUUUCGUUCUUGUUGUUUACCGGUCACAGGUGAAACUGUUUCUGAUGGCAAAAUGCUAAUUGUUAUAUCACGCGCUUCCAGAACUUCACGUUUCAUUCUUCGAUUUAUUAAUGGCUG
This is a messenger RNA of Acanthocheilonema viteae, 1592 nucleotides long. NCBI's taxonomy places the organism in Eukaryota, Metazoa, Nematoda, Chromadorea, Rhabditida, Onchocercidae. The record is from the annotation of a GenBank genome assembly.